CAGUGUUGUAUCAUCCCUGCCGUGUUGGCUCAUCAGUGGCGCACGGCUCCGCUCGCCCAUUGUUGGUUAGUUUGAGCAGCAAGCAGUCUCAGCAUCCUCCUCCUCUUCCUCCUCCUCCUCCUCCUCCUCCUCCCCUCGCUGCAGGCGAGCGACAUCCUGCAUGCCGCAUCCGCGCUCAACUUGCGCGCCCGCCUGCACUUGGACUCGCAGCAUGCCGAGCGGUUCGGGGGCAGCUUGCAGCCGAGUAGCUGAGGAAUGGUGGGGACUGCAGAGCCGCAUCCCGGGGAGCAUGUAAAGCUGGGGGAUUUUACUUCCACAAAGGAGGAAUGAUGAGCAUCUUCUGGCUGUCUUUGCUCCUGUGCGCCGACCUCCUCCAUCCAUCCCUGGGAUACUUGACGGUCACCAUCGAGCCGCUGCCUCCCGUGGUCGUGGGCGAGACCGUCACCCUCAAGUGCAACUUCAAGACGGACGGACGACUCCGGGAGAUCGUAUGGUAUCGGGUCACAGACGGAGGCACCAUCAAGCAGAAGAUCUUCACCUACGAUGCCAUGUUCAAUACCAACUACUCCCACAUGGAGGACUACCGCAGGCGGGAGGACCUGGUCUACCAGUCCACUGUCCGGCUCCCAGAGGUCCGCAUCUCGGACAACGGACCUUACGAAUGCCACGUGGGGAUCUACGACCGGGCAACACGGGAGAAGGUGGUCCUGGCGUCAGGGAAUGUUUUCCUCACCGUCAUGUCUCCUCCAAACAACAUCUCGGUGGUGGCGGAGGACACGCCGGCCCCGUUUAGUCGAUACCAGGCCCAGAACUUCACUCUGCUCUGCACCGCCAAGGGAGGGAAGCCGGCCCCGUCGGUGUACUUCAAGCGUGACGGCGAGCUGAUCGAGGUCAUCUCCUACACUCAGCCCUCCUCCGGCGACCAGCAGGGCGGGGCUUCGGCGGGGUUUCGAGGCGCCAGGCCGCUCAUCAGCCGAGACCUCGACGAGACCAAGAUGCAGCGCUCCCUCUCCCUGCUGGACCCCGAGGGCCGCUCGGCACGCUUGUACACCGAGGGGCCCCGACGCGGUCCCGCUCAGGGCCAGCAGGCCUCCGAGCCCAGCCCCGCCACCGAGGUUAUCCCCGAGACGGUGGUGAGCCGAGAGUUCCCCCGAUGGGUCCACAGCACCGACCCCCUCUACUACUUCAGUCACACGCACAUCCCGCAAAGUGACGGCUCGGUGGUGGUUCAGGCCCGGCUCACCUGGACCCUCAACCCCCAGCUGGACAACGACGCCCUGUUCAGCUGCGAGGUCAAGCACCCGGCGCUGUCCAUGCCCAUGCAGACCGAGGUCACCUUAGCCGCCCCUAAGGGCCCGAAGCUCUUCAUGACCCCCAGCAGGGCCAAAGUUGGGGACACAGUGCGCAUCACUGUGCAAGGAUUCCAGGUAGGACCUCGAGGGAACGAGGUGUUCCCGGAGCCCCUGUUUACCUGGACCCGUGUGGGGGGGCGCCUCCUGGACGGCAGCACCGAGCGAGAGGGCAAGGAGCUCAUCCUGGAGAGAGUGCCGGCCGAGCUCAACGGCUCCAUGUACCGCUGCACGGCUCAGAACCCUUUGGGCUCCACCGACACGCACACCCGCCUCAUCGUCUUUGAAAACCCGAGCAUGAUGAAAAACACGCAGAGCCAGAACAACGCAGCUUUCCACAAGGAUGUGUUUGGCCUCCUCACAUGGAUGCUGCUGGUCGCUACAGUGACCGUGGAACUGACGUGAAAACUCUCUCACUCGUACACACACACACACACACACUUGCCCCUCCUCCCCUACACACACACACACACACACACACACACACACAUACACAGGCAUUUCAAACCCGAGCAAAACAUGGGCGGAGGUCCCACGACCCCCUCAGGUGUUCUCCAGCCACGGACAGAACACAUCCGUGGAUUAAAGCCACCCGAUGACGCUCCUCCCAUUUUUGUAAGGGAAUAAUAACCAAGCUAAAAGAGCGUGACGACUUUCCCCGGUUCCAUCUUUAGUUUCGUGUGUUCCUUGUCCCGCAUCGGCCUGUUGACCAAUAAAAUUAGUCGAUUGACGGCAUUGGGAUGAUAUAUUUUUUUUUUUUCAAUGAGUCUAAGUGACAUGGCUUUUGGCUGUGGCGCCAAAGUAAGGCCGCUGGGCCCGUCUGCCCGUCUGAUAUCCCAGGAUGCUCCAGUUCAGCAGUGAGGGUGGGAGGGGCCAAGGCAGAUGCUCCAAGCUACAAAAGUCUUUUAUUUACUUCUUUUCCUUCUGAUGGCUGGGAAUGUAGAACAAGAACGGGGUCAUUGGGAGUUCAGUGUAUUACGUCAGUGUAAAUAGUGCAGAUAAUUCAAAGAUGUUUUAUGGGCGUGUUGAGAGAGAGGCUGCAAAGUUAGCCUUCAUCUGUUUGUACUUCACUCAUCUGCUGAGCUCAACUGCAGGAAUCAAACCUAAAUCCCUUCACUUUUUUUCUUUCUUUCUUUUGAUAUGACAGGAAGUGCUCUCACUUGUGUCCAAUGUUUUCUUGGUCGUGUUGCAUGUGAAAGUUGUUUUGUUUUUCUUUUUCUUCCUCUCCUUUUCUUUUCCCAGCUGCUGCAUCAGCUUGUUGUGGCUGCAGAAAUGUUUCCUUGUCUCAUGUUCUCUUCUGGGCUGCACAGCGUGUGCGGCCAGGGACGUGCGGCCAGGCCAGGCAGGCGAGGCAAACCCCCGCCCAAAUGAACAAUAUCUUUUUUAGGACAUUUUCUUUAGUUGAAAAAAUGAGGCUAAAUUGGCACAUUUCCCGAUGAAAGUAUAGGACCGCCACAUCUUUCCAACCCUGGACGCUCAUUUGGGGGAUGACAUUUGUCCAGACAUGUCCCACCACGAUGUGACUUUGUUAAGCCUCUGCAAUGCAUUUAUUCUACUAUGGAGCGCACUGGUGAAUAAGCCGCAACCGCACAAUUUUAGAAGAAAUAUAUAUUUUUCUAUAUAUUAGCCGCACCGGACUAUAAGUACUAUAAACGUAUGUACGUUAUGAAAUGACUUGUUCUCGCAGAAAUGUAUUUACAUCCCUUAAUUGUUUCCUAACCGUGCCAGUAAAACGGCCGAUCAAACAAAACAGAAGUCCUCGUCCUGGACCCGCUAGCUGCGCAAGAUAGUUCUCCAAUCAGCUAAACCAGGGGUGUCAAAGUCAACCAAAACCGGCUCAUGGGAGAAUCCUCAUAUUUGAGUAGUAUUAGAAGCGGCCCGCAGGCCACAGCCGCCUGCUGCUGUUUUGCACGCACCAGUACCCCAUCAGUGUUGGCGCUAGGCAUUUUCAAAAUAGGGUCCUAGGGACCCCAUCAAGUCAUAAUAAUGGGGUCCCGCAGUACAUUUUUGGGGCCCCACUUUUUUGUGAGCGUUUUGUUGAUAAAUGAUAAAUGUAUGCAUUAUCCUGUUUUAUCUCACAUUCCAUGUUGUCUUUUGGGAAAACAAUGUAAUAAACCUUACUUCAUUCAUUAAAAAAACUAAUAGAAAAGACGACACAUUUUAAUGCAUAUGUAAAAUUUAUUCACUCAUAAACAUUCAUUCACUUUCUUCUUUCCUUCAUGGAUCUAAAUUAUAGUUUUUUCUAUACUUUUAUUGUGAUAUUUUCAGAAAGUGUUUUUUCUAUUUUUGGCCAAAGUGAGAUAAAGAAAACAUUCUGAAGUUGUCCUUAUUUCUGUUUUUUAGUUUUAGUUUUACUUUAUUAAGGCAUCGAUUUUCCUCCAUGUGGCCCCUGAGCUAAAAUGACUUUGACACACCUGAGCCAAUCAGACUGAAUAACUCCACGGUGACUUUUUGGUCAAUUCACUUAGGAAUUUGUGAAACCGACACAACACAAAAAAAAUGUCAAUAUAAGUACUUAAUACUAACACAGACACUCGUAAAGGUGUUAGCAUAUAAGCGAAUGCUACUGACGCUAGCUUGAUUACAUCACGAUAGCAGGUAGAAAUAUGCAUGAAAACACACAUGGGACGCUCUACUAAGUAUGAAUUGUUUUAGUUACAUUGUAAAACUUACCAAUGUUGCUUGGAGUGAUCAAUGAAGAAUCCAUUUGAGGUGAAACGCUACGGAUGAAUAGAAGACGGAACGGCACUUGUACUUCCGGUUUAAAGCUCUAAACAGAAGGACAUACGAUGAGCAGGGGUGGGCAAACUUUUUGGCUCAGUGGCUUUUGAAAUCUGACGGACGGGCCAGGCGAGCACGUGAUGCCUUUCAAAGGAUAUCACAUCUGGGAUAUUUUAAUCUAUUUUAUCCAUCUAUUUUCAACAAUAUCAUAUCAGAACAUCAAAGAAACAUACAAAUGGAACUGAAGGGUCAAUUAACACUUACAUUCUCUCAAAGUGGGAGCAGUGCUGAUCCUUUUUGUGCCGCUGCCUCCGAGUCCGGUAUCGGUUUUGUUCUGGCAAUUCUCACAACAGGUCUUUGCUCAAUUCUGUUUUAAUACUCGGGGGCCGCUUUAAGUGACCACCGGUCCGGAUGUGGCCCGCAGGCCGUGGUUUGCCCACCCUUGUACUAUAAACAUCCGCCCACAAGCCAUACCACAAAAAGUAGCUCUCCAUUCGCUGUUUUUGCAUGUGUUUUAUAACUAAACUAUUUGCAUCAUGGCAAUCAUAAAUUACUCGGUGCAAAGCGUAGGGAAAAAAAGGAGCGGCCUAUAGUCCCGAACGCUAAGUGUGACAAAAGGGGACAAUAAGAAGGACACAUGGGUGAAAUAGGAGGCCUAUUGAGCGUCAGCAGGUGGGCUCGUACGUGCGCUUGUCUUUUUUUUAUUUAUUUUGUAUUCACUUUCAUAUUUUUCUUUUGUACAAUUUUGAAAUACACACACAGUGGCAGCAAUUUGUCAACCAGAGUCAGAAACAACUCAAAUGCAAAAAACAAACAAUUGAAUGCUCUGCUGAAUAAAUCAUUCAGAUGAUAAGGAGGGUUGUACACAAGGCAGAAGCAGGGAAGUUGUCACCUUGGGGAAAUGCUAAAUAAAAAGAGACUAUAAUAAACCCUUUUCAACUUAUAUUCAAUUGAAUAGACAACAAAGACAAGAUAUUUCAUCUUCACACUGACUAACUUUAUUCUUUUUUGCAAAUAAUCAUCAACUUAGAAAUUAAUGGCAGCAACACAUGUCAAAAGAGGCAUUUUUACCAGUGUGUUACAUGGCCUUUCCUUUGAACAACACUCAGUGCAGGUUUGGGAACUGAGGGGACACAUUUUUGAAGUGGAAUUCUUUCCCAUUCUUGCUUGAUGUACAGCUUAAGUUGUUCAACAGUCUCCUGCCUCAUAUUUUAGUCUUCACACAUUUUCAAUGUCUGGACUACAGGCAGGCCAGUCUAGUACCUGCACUCUUUUACUCUGAAGUCACGCUGUUGUAACACCCGGCUUCGUGUUGUCUUGCUGAAAUAAGCAGGGGCGUCCAUGAUAACAACAUAUGUUGCUCCAAAAGCUGUAUGUACCUUUCAGCAUUAAUGGUGCCUUCACAGAUGUGUAAGUUAGUCAUGUCUUGUUCACUAAUACACCCCCAUACCAUCACACAUGUGUAACUAACCCAUGUCUUGUUCACUAAUACACCCCCAUACCAUCACACAUGUGUAACUAACCCAUGUCUUGUUCACUAAUACACCCCCAUACCAUCACACAUGUGUAAGUUAGUCAUGUCUUGUUCACUAAUACACCCCCAUACCAUCACACAUGUGUAACUAACCCAUGUCUUGUUCACUAAUACACCCCCAUACCAUCACACAUGUGUAAGUUACCCAUGUCUUGUUCACUAAUACACCCCCAUACCAUCACACAUGUGUAAG
Messenger RNA from Nerophis ophidion (straightnose pipefish), 5797 nucleotides. RefSeq names its product immunoglobin superfamily, member 21a (gene igsf21a). Gene Ontology annotation, biological process: heterophilic cell-cell adhesion; homophilic cell-cell adhesion. Gene Ontology annotation, cellular component: adherens junction. The record is from RefSeq and is a predicted model, not a curated record. The coding region runs from base 327 to 1754 and encodes 475 amino acids. The transcript is spliced from 10 exons. NCBI's taxonomy places the organism in Eukaryota, Metazoa, Chordata, Actinopteri, Syngnathiformes, Syngnathidae.